This is a messenger RNA of Dermacentor andersoni, 9072 nucleotides long. RefSeq names its product ecotropic viral integration site 5 ortholog-like. Gene Ontology annotation, biological process: regulation of GTPase activity. The record is from RefSeq and is a predicted model, not a curated record. Gene Ontology annotation, molecular function: small GTPase binding; GTPase activator activity. NCBI's taxonomy places the organism in Eukaryota, Metazoa, Arthropoda, Arachnida, Ixodida, Ixodidae.
CGGCAGCAAAAUUUCGCCAACACGAUCUACGCGCGUUUGGCACCUUGGUGAAUCCAGUUAUGCGAAGGAAAGAAUUAGGGCUCAUUAGGGCAAUUAGGACUAACGUGCCUUAGCCGGAGGUGGCAAAACAAGCAAGAUGUUUUGCAUUGGCAGCCGGUAGCUGCGGACGACUCGAGCCCGUUCGCCGCCGUUUCGCUGACUUGGCGGCUCACAGGAUCCCAUUUCAUGACGUUCCAUGUCUCCCACCGAUCCAGCGCGGCCUUGUGGAAGGUUUCACGCCUGCUUGGAGGCUGCAGCAGCGUGUUAACGAGCUGGACGUCUAGCUACUGUGGCCAAGAGAUACCGUGUACGCCUUCGAGAAUACGUGGCUUCGACCAAUGAUACACGCGCGCAUUUCUCAGUAGCCGGAAGACAAGCACAGCUACAAGACAUGCAAAGCAGCAGCUGCGAAAAUGCAUGCAACUCGACUGACCGAAGAGGAAUAUCUACGGGGCUGCAGAAGUUUCGGUUAACGUCCGUUAGGGCCAUCAGACUUGUUGCCAAGACGGUUGAGUUGCUGCAGGAGCAACGGCUAUGUCGCGAGCAGUCUGCAGAAGCAAGCGCGUUUUCCGUGGCGCCUGCUGGUGCAGGCGCCGUCGUCAUGGCGGCCGGUCAAGCAGGUCCUGAAGCCUCGACCGGAUCUGCAACGAGCGACGCCGAACUACAGCGGCGACGUUUCUUCAGACAGCGGCCGCUUAUCGUGGGCUGUGGUCAACACAGUGUGUCUGCAGAAGUGUUUGGCAGGCUGCACGUGCUACGCGUCGCUAAUGGGGAGCCCAUCCUGAGUGUGGAUGGGUCGAGCCACCCUGAGGGGCCUAUGAGUGAGGCUGAGGUGAAGCCCUGCUCUCCGCAAGGGGGUGACGCCAACCACAACCACCCCACCACUCUCAACUUUGCUGCCGCCACAACCAACGGGAACAGCACUGGCAGCCUUUCACCACAAGCACUCCCUGGCCAGCCCUCAGUGACCAGUGCAACACCAGUAGACGCACCCACCCCAGUUGCAUCCACACCUGUUAGCAAGGCUGACAUGGAGCUGCUUGCACGUCUUGAAGAGCAGAAUAGGCUCUUGGAAUCAGACUCCAAGUCUUUGAACUCACUGACUUCAACACACUCCAGAAAGUCUUCAGACACCAGCCAGGUGUCAGUGGCAUCAGGUGCAAGCCAGCAGAGUGCUGCCAUGGAUGAUGACUCAGAAGAUACCUGGGUACUGUGGGGAAGGAUGGUAAAUGAGUGGGACACCUACAUCAAGAAGAAGAAUGCCUAUGUCAAGGAACAAGUUCGCAAGGGUAUCCCACAGCACUUCCGGGCCAUUGCAUGGCAGCUUUUGUGCAAUGCGCCCACAUGUGCAGCCCGUGAGCAGUACGCAGAGUACCUCAAGGCAAGCUCACCUUGUGAGAAGGUGAUCCGCCGUGACAUUGCGCGUACCUACCCUGAGCAUGAGUUCUUCCGUGACAAAGAUGGUCCUGGUCAAGAGGGCCUUUUCAACGUCAUGAAGGCUUACUCACUGCAUGAUCGAGAGGUUGGCUACUGUCAGGGUAGUGCCUUCAUCGUUGGCCUAUUGCUUCUACAGAUGCCUGAGGAAGAGACAUUCACAGUGCUGGUGCGAAUGAUGCAAGACUAUCGUCUGCGGGAAAUAUACAAGCCAAGCAUGGCUGAACUGGGACUGUGCAUGUACCAGCUGGAGUGCCUUGUACAGGAGCUGGUGCCAGAGAUUCACAUGCACUUCCAAGCUCAGAGCUUCCACACAUCUAUGUAUGCCUCAUCAUGGUUUCUCACUCUGUUCACUUCCUGCUUGCCGCACACCCUAGCAUGCCGUGUCAUGGACCUUUUUCUCUCUGAGGGAAUGGAGAUGAUAUUCAGGAUAGCCAUAGCUAUUCUCCAAUUUUGCAAGGAAGACAUACUGCAGCUGGACAUGGAAGGCAUGCUAAGGUACUUCCAAAAGGAAAUGCCAAGCAAGUGUGAAACAGAUCCAGAUUAUCUUAUAAACCUGGCUCUGCAAGUGAAGUACAACAGCAAGAAAAUAAAAAAGCUAGAAAAAGAGUACACAGCACUUAAGGUUAAAGAACAUGAAGAAAUGAUUGAGCUGAGGAGGCUUCGUACAGAGAACAGGCUUCUAAGACAAAGGAUAGAACACCUUGAGCAGGAGAGCUCUGCACUGGCUGACCGUCUGAUCCAAGGUCAGGUGGUGCGGGCUCAGGAAGCAGAAGACAACUACAUCAUCAAGCGGGAACUUGCUGCACUUCGCCAGCAAGAGCUCACUGUACAGCAGGAGCUGCAGAAAGCGAACAACCAAAUCAAGGAGCUGCACCAGGCGCAGACGCAGCCAUCAUCACUGGACAGCCAGACAGAGGAUCUCCUCAAGUCACUGCAAGAUGAACUGGUGGCUGUAAAGCUGCGUGAAGCCGAAGGCCAAGAGACUAUGCGUGGCCUUCGCCAGAGGAUACAUGAGCUUGAAGAGGAAAAUAAGCGGCUAAGGGAAGCAACACCAGAUGAUAGCGUGGCAAAUCUACAGGAAGAACUGAUAGCAGUGAAAUUGCGUGAAGCUGAAGCUAAUUUGUCCAUGAAAGAACUUCGACAAAAAGUGGCUGACUUGCAAGCUGCCUGGGAGAAGCAUCGCUCUGAGAACCCCCAUCAGUUGGACAACCAGUCAACGCCAUCACGAUGGAGUGGAAAUAAGUCACAGGUGAACCAGCUUCAGGAAGAACUGAUGACUGCUCGGCUCAAGGAAGCUGAUGCCACUGCUGAACUGCGAGAACUGCGUCAAAGAGUCAUGGAGCUGGAAACUCAAAACCAGGUCAGCCUGAACCAAAUCCGCCGUCAAGCAGAUGAAAUUGUUAAGUAUCAGCAAAUGUCUGACAAGGUUUCAGAGAAGGAACGUGAGUUGCACUCUCUUGUCCAGGAUGAGGCACGCAAAAUCACAAACUUGGAAUCACAGAUGAAGGAAGAGAGGAUGAACGCUCGGAUUCGGGAAGUGGAACACACCCAAAUCAUUGCCGAGAUGAAGCAGAAAAUUUCUUCUCUUGAGAUCAAGAAUCAAGAGCUGCUUACGGCUGGUCAACUUAGGGGCAGCACUGAGUCUGAAGAAGUGAAAGAGCUCCAGGAUAAGGUGUCGGACUUGAAGGCUGAGGUUAUGCAGCUGCAGAUAAUGAACAAGCGCUUGAGCUCUGCGCUAGCAGUGGCUCGACUGCGGCAACCAGAUGCACAGAAGGCUGGAGCAGCAGUGGCAACAGCAGCGUCUGGUCCACUGAGCAGUUCGCCGCCACUUACUCUGGUGGGAGGGCUUAGCCGCAGCACAAACCUCAUGGAAGAUAGCGUUACCGAGCAGCUGCUUCAGCUUGGACUCGAACUCUCGGUCAGCCAGCACCCAGCCAAGCAGCCCAAGCUUGCCAAUGGGGAGCUCUAGUGUUACCAAGUUUAUCUGUCUGUUUCACCCUGAGGUCAGGGGUCACUUGUGAUAUACGUAAUGGAGCUUGGGAGCUUAUUGUUGAUUGCUUGGGAUGAUAUCAUGUACUGAGAGUGAUCUGUUUGCUGCUGAAGGCCUGUCUUGACUUUGCUUGUGAAGGAGAGGUUUUUAUUCACUGUAUCUUGUGUUCUAUGCCAGUGAAUGCUUUAACAGAUUAAGAGUAAGACUUGCUCGGAGUCCUGUUGCCCAUUUAAAUGUGACAGAGCAAAUGGGGGCACAGCGGAGAUAAGUACUCAUUGUUAUAGACUGCUUCAGCAUUGGAAAUCAAAUAAUGUGAUUUCUGAAGGUCUGUCCUGAUGCUGCUCAACACGAGAGUGUAAAGAUGUCUGUUUAGUACAUGCAUGAUGUUAUGAUAUAUUCUUGCACCAAAUUUAGUGACAGAGGUAACAGCUAAAGAAUUUUUAAUCAACCACUGUGAAUGAAGGGCAGACUGCUGAUUUGUUGGGUAGCAGAGAAGUUCUGACGAAUGUGUCGUGUUUUGUCAUGGCUUAGCAUGUGAACAGUCACAUGCGAACAGUGCUGCCAGCUUGUGAUUUGUUCACUGAGGUUUUGAACUCAUCAAGAGGGAGCCCCAGGGUCUAGUGAUGCUGCCAUGCUUUACCUUAAUAAAUGAUGCCACAUUGCUUCAUUUUUAUUAGUUGGGACUCCAUUUAAACAUGCUUGUUGGGUUUCAAGCAAAGCUGUUUAUUGCAACCAAUAGCUAUGAAGUUGAACUAAAUAUUUCUAUUUUUGUUGUAAAUCUGUAUCUAUCAUCGCACCUAUAAACUAUAGGUACAUUUUUUUUUACAGGUGAAAUGUAAAAGUACAUUUGGAUUAUUUUGGUUUGGAAUGUAAUGGCUAAUGCAUUUUGCUUUUGUGUAGUAAAAGUAGGCAUUAUUAGUCUUAUUUGACUGAUGAUUUUUAUUAAAGUGUGAAAGCCUCUUUUUUUCUUUACAGAAAGUUCUAUUAGCAGAUAUGCUGUAAUGUUGCUCAUUCCAUUGACAUAAAGCCUGUAGCAUUCUCUUUGACUAUGCAUGGACUUACAGAAAGCUUAACUUCCUAUAUCCAGGGAAAACACAGGGAAUGCGGGAGAUGGAAAUUCAAGACAAUGAGCAAGACGAGUACAAGAUGAAAGCAGGAGCCAACAUUUCGACAAGUGGACUUGUCACAAAAACCUUGAAAAAGACAAGUCCACUUGUCGAAACGUUGGCUCCUACUUUCAUCUUGUUCUCGUUUUGCUCAUUAACUUCCUAUCUGCAGCUUAUUCUUUACCAUGCUGACAAGCCCUUUGCUCAUUUACAGAGACCAUGUAUGAGUAUAGUGUAGACAGAAGCAGUAGUUACGGGCAUACAAUCAUGUUUUUCAUAGCUCUCAUUCCUGAUGUGAUGCCUGCUUAAGUGGCACGCUGUUGCGCCAUUGGACAUGGAGAGCCAUUGUUUGUGGAAAAAUGGCCACUUGCCAGAGGGCUUGCACUACGUUUUUCUUUUGCACUGCUGACAAUGUAGUAGUGGAGUGUUCUUUUACUGGGGGAUAUGUGGCUUUAUAUAAUGCCUCCUGGCCAUUAUUUGGUAAUGCUUGCAAUGCUACAAGUUCAUAUAAUGUACCAGCCUAGAAUGGGGGGGGGGGCACAAGAGCUUGAGAUUCUUGUGCAGUGUCAGGCGUUUGCAUGUACAGUGCUCACGGAAUGAAACGCAUCAAUUUAGGGCUAACUAAUGCCCAUACUUUCGUGUCCACCGGCUGCAGUUCGUGUCACAUCGACGUAACUUUGGUGCGUACACUUAGAGCGGAGUCCGAGUCACCUUUGGUGACCAGAUUCAUAGCGACAUGACAUGGUACUCUCGAGUUCUCUGCACAUAUGCUGGGUUCUACCAAAUACUCGCUGUCGCGUUUCAUUCCGUGAGCACUGUACAGCUGGAGUAACACAUUGUUGUAGACAGUGCAGGAGAUAAUUCCUUUAACACACUGUCCAUUGUGGCAGUUGGAAUGGAACCAAUGGAGAAGCAGGAGCAGUGAGUUUGUAAGCAGUAUCUGUCAAAUUUUUUUUUAGUGUACAAGAAAUUCUUAGCUGGCAGGUAUGAAUAUGUUGUCUUCGACGCACCCAUGCUAGCUAUCCUUUGUGACAAGGUAAACAAUGCCCACCUUCCCAGUAGGCCAGUGUGUUUGAGACAUACCCUUGCACUCUUUGCAGCCGUGUGGCUCUUCUGCCAGAAAACAUGUCUGACGAUGGAUGAAGCAUAAGCCUACGCGUGCGUGUUCUCCUCUAGCAUGAUACUGCAUGUUAGCUUCCUUUUAUAUGGACAGCAAUUAGUGCUCUUGCUCUGCAUAUCUAGUUAAAGUGAUUGUAUAAUGUGGUAGGUAAUGUAAUGCUUAUAUGUUGUGUUUUUGAUAACCUUGUUUAUGGAAAUCGUAGCUAGCUAAUAAUGUUCAUUGCCAAUUACAUCACAAACUUUCAUUUAACAGAAUAAACUUGAACAUGUAUACAUUGCUCAAUCGACACUAAGGAUAAAGUGAUUUUGCCACUAAAUGCAUAUAGCUAAAAUGAGCUACUUGCAUUAUUGACUUCAUUAUGAUUUAUAUGUUGGUGUAAAAUUACAGUGAGUAUUGGCAGCACUGGUAAGGCUAUGAUUUCUAUUAGCAUUGUAAAUUUCAAGUGCGUUGCAGUUGCCUUACGGGCUGUGUGUAGCUUUGCGGUCAUGCGCAACACUUCAGCUGUCUUGAAGCCAUUCACAGAAAUGCAUUCAAUAUGUUGGGCAAGUGGCACAAGUUUAUGGCUUCAGAUGCAAGAAUUUGCAUUUCUUGUCAUCCUUGCACUAAACAGGUUACAUGCUUUAUCUUUGUGUGUCAGUGACUGUGUUAGCAGCACUGUAAAGAUCUUGUAAAGACCUCUGAGAAUUUUGGUGCUAGGAAUAUCAUCAACUGCAUAAUCGGGGGUUCAUGGUCUCCUGAGCUGUUGUAUGUUCAUGGAUGGGCCAUUCUUCUGUCAAAAGCACCAUUAAACUGUUCAAGCUCAUUCAGCACAGGCUUUAAUGAAAGACCUCUGGACACUUUAACUGUGGUACUCGGCUUUUACUCACGUCCCAUCCCAGCUGUGCCAGAGGUAUGUUUCGAGUGCUUCAUGCAUAUCUUUUUGUACUUGAAAGGAUUGUCAUCUCAAUACCACCCAAGCACGUAAAAUAAUGACUUUUUACACUUACUGGCCACAUACAAAUGUAAGCUGUCGCAACAUGGAAUUGAGUAGUGACCAAAGAAUUUUGGUUAAGUGCUACCAUCUGGGACGUUGUUGUUAGUGCAAAAAAAGAAAGAUCAUUUUGACCUGGUACACCAAGUGGAUCUGUUGCUUCCCUCCAUAUGUGCUUCUGCCUGUUUUGGUGGAAUUGUGUUGGUGGAAUGCCUUGUAAAGUGCAAGUUUAGCAAGCAAAGUGUGAAUUCUGGAGUAAUGUUUCAGUGUUUAGUAUGUAGGAGCACAGUUCUAGUGAAAUACCAGAUGCUGAGGGCCCUCAAUAUAUCUUCUUUUUCUAGAAACAUUGCUUAGGCAUUGUAGAAACCUGCUUUAGGCAUUGUGGUAGUAGCUUAGACACUGUACUGAACUUGGCUUCAAAGCUGAGGCAGGGCUUUUACAGGAAACUAGGUUUCUGUGGCUAUAUAUGUAAAAAAAAAGAGUGCAUGGACUUGCACCACUUCCUGCCCUUUGUUUUCCCAUCAGUGCUGUUUUAUAAGCAAUAGAAGUGCAGCAGUACAUUAAGCACGCUUUUGGGUUUUCUGUAAAUGUCGUCCUCCAUGGAAACUGAGGCACCUGCUCGUUUGUCCAUUACGUUUUGGUGAUGUGAUGCAUGACUGGCUGCUGUAGUUCUUCGUGUGCAGCAUUUUUAUGUUUCUUUUAUUAAACAAAACAUGAAUUCGCUUCCCAUAUAGCCAUGUUGACAUCUGUGAACUGUUUGUUUCCAAGCAUGUGUUUUGCAUGUUGGGUAAAGUAUGACAUCUUGAGAUGCAGCCUAUGUUUAGGUAAUAAUUUAGGAAUAUUUCAUUUAGUUAAGGUGCUUUUCAUAUUUGUAAAAUUUUAUUUGUUAAACUAACCACAGAUGCGACUUGAUGUAUCAACUUUGAGCUGUAUAGCUUGAUUUCAAUCACAAAUGCAGAGCUAUUUCUAAUGGCUUUUUAUAUGUGAGCAAGACCUCAUUUCUUGAAUUUUUUAGCAGGCCAUCAUGCCACAAGGUUUUGGUCCAGUUCAUCUGCAGUGUGCAAAUGUGUGAAAGGUACGAGCUUAACUGUUACACACUUAGCACAAUCAAAGUCUGACAAUGAUGUAUGACAAAUAGGAUGUAUUACUUUGCGCAGAUACCACUUUGGAGCACAAAAAUGUCCCAGUGCUGACUAAAUGUUGCAAACUAUGAGGCUGUAAAAGUGUGGUUGAAUUAUAUGACGCAUGAAUCAUAUUUUGAUUUUGAGGCUCAGCUCCUUCACUAAAUCGUAACUCAAGUUUUGUUUUGAAAAAGAUACUCUCUGAGGUCAGUUUUUUACAGAAAGCCUUUUGUGAUAUCAGGAAAUACAUACUUAAUGUUUUUGUACAUGUUGUAAGAUAAAUGUAAAUCAAGCAGAUUUCACUACUUUAUUCAAAUUGUGCACUUAUGCGCUUAUUUUAUGAACACAGCAACACUCGUGCAUCCAUUGAUGGAGCAUACCUUUUUGCAAGACAGGCAAUAUUUCUUGUAAAUAACUUUGUGGGCUCUUUAUUAUUAUUUUCUCUGUCACCUGAAAUGUUAAGGUAUUAAAGUAGACUACUUAAUACACAUAAUGUACAAUAAAUGUGCUGCUUUUGCAACAGUUAUACACUCAUUUUAAAUUGUGGUAAGAAUGAUGUAUUGUAGAUUUUCAUGCUUGCUGUGUAUUAGCAUGCUAUAUAUACUUGCAUUCAAAAUGGACAGGUAUGCAUUCUUCAAAUGUUUUAAAUUUCGAUCUUUUGUAGCUUCUGUAAUAAACGUAAAGUUAUUCGGUACAGGUUAUUGCAACGAUUGCAUAUACUGAUCUGUGGUAACAUUUGUUUGUAUAUUUUUGUAAAUAAAGAGACAUUUAUGAUAGUUAUUAUUUAUUCUAUAUUUUGUAGGGUGCUUUAAGGGGCUAGGUCUUGCAGUGUGCUGCAUCUUUUGUGAUCUUAUUUCAAAGUGAAACAUUGCAACAUAAUGAUUAAGUGAGGUGUACGGUGCUGUCCUGCAGUGUGAAUGAGGGAAUGUGAUGCUGAUAUACUCUUGGGAAUGACUGGCACAUGAUUGUUUCAGGCUCUGGCACUAUACAAGUUGCACAUAUUACAGUAUGCUUCCUAGUAUGUCUAGUAUUCGAGUUUGGGAGGCACUUGAUGCAAAAGACCUCUUCUUUUAUGUACAAGUUGAUGUUGCAUUCCCCUCAAUUGUACGUAGAAUUAAGUAGAAAGUAAUAGUGUGCUGGUGACAACCCCAUCUUCCUCCUCCUCAAGGAAAAAAAAAAAUUUGUGCAUGUUGUCAUUUGAUCUUGUUUCCUGCCAUGUUUAGAGUCUCUUUCGUGCCUGUUUACCCUGGCUUCUGUUAAAAAAGAAAAUAAAGCACUGCUGCAAGAAA